This is a messenger RNA of Penicillium chermesinum, 1692 nucleotides long. RefSeq names its product isochorismatase family hydrolase. The record is from RefSeq and is a predicted model, not a curated record. The transcript has a single exon. Lineage: Eukaryota; Fungi; Ascomycota; Eurotiomycetes; Eurotiales; Aspergillaceae. Bases 1 to 1692 code for a protein of 563 amino acids.
AUGGAUUCCCUCCUUGUUGGGCUAGCCGUCGGCGAGGGCACAGGCCCGGAGUUGAUGGGCAUUUUUGAGAAAGUCAUCACGGCCUUGGCCAGUCCCUACAACCUGAAACUUCAGUUCAUUAAAUCGUCACGAAAAUAUCAUUCAUAUUCGUCUCUACUGGCCACCAAUGACACAGAUGUUCUAGCCGAAGAAACACUCAUCGAUGCAGACCACUAUGAGCAAUUCUGCCAUGAAGUGUCCAAGCUCGGCGUUCGUGCAAUUUUCCGAACCUCCAUUAGUGCGCAGGCUCUGUAUAUGGUCCGAGACCGACUACAAGCCGUCAAGGUUGAGCAUUUCAACGUGAGUUCGUCGUCAUCCCUCAUGCUGGUCCGUGACCAAGCACAAGGGUACUACUCAGGCGUGAACGAGAUCGAUGCCAAGGGCACCACCGUGACGAGGAACUCGUAUUUCUCGAAAGCUGUCUUCGAACAAGUACUUGCUUUCUCCAUUGCACGCGCUCGAGAAGUCUGGGGGCCCGAUGUCCCCAUCAAUACCGUCACACUGGUGUACAAGUUCCACUUGUUCGACGGAUUGUUCCACUCAUGGUCACAAGAAUGGAAGAAAACUUACGGCGUCGACGUAAAGUUCAUCCAAGGCGAUACCAUGAACCGCAACAUCCUUGCUUUCGGCAUUCAGGGGCACCAGCUUCUCAUCGCCGCCAAUGAAUACGCGGACAUCAUGCAAACGAUCUUGCUAGACCGGUUCGGGUACGGGGCCCAGGAAGGCGCUUGCGCAGAGAACAUCUAUCUCGCAGCCCCAGCGGGCUAUCUCAGUGAAUACCAAACAGCCCACGGCUCUGCCGAUGAUAUCACCAACAAGGGAAUUGUGAACCCUUCGGCCACCAUCCGUGCCGCAGGCGCACUGUUGGAGCGCCAUGGCGCCUGCGGAGGACUUCGACACCAAGUGGAUCUUGCCUUGCACAGCAUCUACGUGAAGAACAUCCGAACGCCUGACCAGAAGGGCACCUCAAAAACGACAGAGUUUGUGGAAGCUUUCUUGCAGGCUAUCGCCCCCAAUCUUCCUUCCAGUGCCGAUGCCACGUAUCUCCACGGGAGUGGAUCUGUGGCGCUGAGCCGCCCCCGUGGCAAAUCGUGCUUUAUGGUAAUGGAUUUCCAAAACGACUUCAUGGCACGGUACAAGGCACCCGACGUGAUCGAUCGACUCAAGGAGACCGUUCCGCGGGCUGUGGACUGGGCGCGUAAGCAGAACAUGGAGGUCGCGUUUGUCCGGUUCCUCGGAGACGAAAAGUACCAGCCACGAACGUGGCUACACCGCAACAAGGCGCAGGGCCGAGAGCCAUGGUGUCUGGAGGGGAGCUUCGGAGCCGCCAUUGCAAGUUGUGUUCCUGUGCAGCCACAGGAUCAGAUUUUCGACAAAAAGGCCCACUACGACCCGUUUCUCUCGCCCGAAUUUGAACGCUAUGCCAAACAAUUCGAUCAUCUUGUGGUAGUGGGGCUUUACGCGGAUAUAUGUGUGGAUGCUGCUGUUCGAGGGGCCUUCCAGCGGGGGAUAUGGACAACCGUGAUUCAAGAGUGUACGACAGGGUUACAUUUGUCUGCGGAGCAGAGCUUCUCGUAUAUGCAAGCGGUUUACGGAAGCCAGGUCAUUUCGAUUAAUGACUUGGUUUCAACGAACCGAGUUGCAAAUCUGUAG